Molecule: messenger RNA, 1287 nt
Organism: Aspergillus puulaauensis
Lineage: Eukaryota; Fungi; Ascomycota; Eurotiomycetes; Eurotiales; Aspergillaceae
Product: aromatic ring-hydroxylating oxygenase subunit alpha
Exons: 4
Coding region: 1-1287 (428 amino acids)
Molecular function (GO): 2 iron, 2 sulfur cluster binding
Source: RefSeq, a predicted model, not a curated record
AUGGCUGACUAUAUUGACUUGUUCGCCGUUAUUUAUAACGCACUACUUCCUGCCCUCAUCGCCUCCAUUGGUUUCAAUCUUUGGUUCUAUAGAUCUCGCGCAGCAUCCCACCCGCACACCGACGACAGACAUCCCGCCACGCAGCCGACGCAGCUCCCAUCGGGAUGGUGGAAUGAUGAAUCCCGAUUCCAAGCCGAAAAGAGAGCUAUAUUCAGCCAGACAUGGAUCUGCGUCAGCCACCGCGGCCGCUUCGUGAAGCCGGGCGACUAUUUCUCGACAGAGAUCGCGGGCUUCCGUAUCUUCCUGAUUCUCGGAAAGGACGGGCGGGUUCGCGCCUUUCACAACGUCUGUCGCCAUCGGGCCUAUCCGGUCACGAAGAAGGCCGAAGGGUCGGCGAUGGUUCUGGGCUGUGGGUAUCAUGGCUGGAGCUACAAUACAACGGGGGCGCUCACGAAGGCGCCGCUCUUUGACAAAGUUCCAGGUUUCAAGAAGGAGGAGAAUAAUCUCUUUGAAAUUCACACCAGGACUGACGACGCGGGAUUCGUGCAUAUCAACUUUGAUCGAAGGAAGGGAGCUGUGACAGGUGGCAGUGCCAUCGUCCCGCGUGCGACAAAGAUCGGCCAGCCUGUUAUGAUCUACCAGACUUCGCAGUUUCUUCACAGCUGGGUGAUUCAGCGGGACUUCAACUGGAAGGUCAUGGUGGCCAACAGCGAAAACCGUAUUGUUCGCGCGGAUUCAUCUUUUAUAGAGACAGGCAUCGUUGCAAAUACCCAGGCACUGCCGGAACUUGAACUGAACCAUAUGAGUCAGAUCAAAUUCGGCUACUUGACAUCAAUCUAUACGAGGCGUGGUUCUCCGUUCUGGUUCUUGGUGACGUAUUCGCCCGACUCCGUCGGGAAGACGACGCUGCGAUGCGAGGCGUACUCGGUCAAGAGACAGGGUACCCCGCUGGACGAGAAGAUCCAGGAGACCUGGGAUGAGCAACUGCGGUUGAAACUGCAGGACUUCGAAGGAAUCUACAGGAAGGCAUGCCGGGAUGGUUCGCAUUCGAAAUAUAAUAUUUAUGGCCAGAAGCUUAUUGCUGAAAAUGUGGAUUCCCACCUGAAGCAGGAGACAGCAGAAGGUAUAGAGAACAAGCCCGCUGCGAUACAGUUGGAGAACACUGAACUCUCAGAGGCAGAAAGGCGUGGGUUACUCUACACUGUGGAAAACAAGUACAACGCUAAUCGGUUUACAGUAUGCCAGGCAGUAGAAUGUGCUGCUGCUGGAGGCAAGCUAGACUGGUGA